Messenger RNA from Toxoplasma gondii ME49, 1334 nucleotides. RefSeq names its product enkurin, putative. NCBI's taxonomy places the organism in Eukaryota, Apicomplexa, Conoidasida, Eucoccidiorida, Sarcocystidae. Bases 888 to 1334 code for a protein of 148 amino acids. The record is from RefSeq and is a predicted model, not a curated record. Gene Ontology annotation, molecular function: calmodulin binding. The transcript is spliced from 2 exons.
CACUCGUCUCGAGGCAACACAGGAUGCCCUCCAACUUGCUCGACUUUUUGUCUGAAAGGAACGUCCAAGCCUGGAGUAUCGAAUGUUGCUGGUACGCCUACCAGACCAUAAGUUGAGCACAUGGAGUAGUAUCUGUUUUGGAAUAUCAUUGCACAGUGCAAGAUUGUUUUGUCCUUCACUCAGGAAAAAGACAACCGCCUGAUGAGGGCAGUCAUAAAUACAGGAAGCCCGCAGCUGACAUGGGACCUCCACCAAGAUGUUGCCGUGCAGAUCCUACUGUUGUUCUACAAAAGCAGUCGAAGGCACCGCGCAUACUUUCGUUGAAAGAGGUCAAAGAAACAUCGCCCCACAUCCUCGUGCUUUCUAAAAAGAAGCCGCGCUGGAAAGCGCCAACGCCUGCAGCUGAUGACAGACCAGUAGGUUUGCCGUUCCUCCAGCCAGCUCCGACUAUCGUCACUCGGCACUUGCAACUUAAUGCAAACACGAUGACCACAUGGCAGGUGCUUCAUUUUAUGCAGCAUACGGGUUUCUAGUGGCCUCUUCAUGAUGUAAGGAUACGGGCGUUUACGUCGUAGCUGAAGCCUGAGCCCACGCACGUUUGCAGAAAAAAGCAAGCAACGAGGUCUUUCCAGGCCACGCAACAAACAUCCGCUAUUGCGUCGUCGACGGUAAUGCGCUGGUUGACACGUAGCCACUCGAUGAAUAGUAAGUUUCUGUAAAUAUGACAACACCAUGACACUCACGUGCAGCUUCAACAUCCAGCGUAGGCCAGGCGUCCCCCUUUUCUGUCCUGUCGAAAAAAAUGUCAGCAGGUGGGUCUUGUGAAUUAUUAGAUCGUGAACCGUUGCAAUUUUCAUAUACUGACAAAAUUGCUUUCCAAGCAGAUCAUGGGCAUCAAGUCUAUUCGUGACCACGUGACUGCAAAUGCCAUCGACAACAUAUUGUCACGGCCGAAGAAAAACUCAGGAAGACUUUUUGACUGGAUGAAGAAACCGAACUACGGAGCAGUUCCCGAGUACCUGAAGGAGAUAAAAAACAGACUUCAGCUAGAGUAUGCCUACGUCGAGUCGCUCCGGAAGGACAAUUCGAUGGGUAGCUUUCCGGGGUUGUCGGAAGUUCGAGUAAUGCCCGAUUCAGAGAGGGUUGCUCUUCUGAACGGAUUGAAAAAGAGAUGGAACACGCUUAACUCUGAAUAUCAGAACACUACCCACAUUGUGAAGCUGGAUACCAUCGGCAAGGCAAGACGUAAAGAACACUUCGAAGAGCAACUUGCAGCUAUAGAGAAGUACAUCAGCAAGGCAAGCAAGGGAACAAUCGUUGUUUCUUCGGGAUGA